AGAGGUCGGAAUAGCUUUCGGAUAUCAGUUUUUGUUUGGUAACCAGUUUAUUUUUUGGUAUGUUUUUAGAACAUAUUUUGUGUAAUGCUGUAUGAUUUUCAGUUAUAAACUACAAACUGAACACCUACAUAUAGUGAUAUUGAAUGGCUGAUGUCUUCACCCCACAUCUCCGGAGAUGCGUCAGACGUGUAUGGAUUUCUAGUUUGAGAGAAGCUCACCAGGAAACUUUACAUUCUGACCACCAGGAAACUAUACAUUCUGACCACCAGGGAACUCUGCAUUCUGAACACCAGGAAACUAUACAUUCUGAUCACCAGUAAACUAUACAUUCUGAUCACCAGUAAACUAUACAUUCUGAUCACCAGUAAACUACAUUGUGAACACCAGGAAACUAUACAUUCUGAUCGUCAGGAAACUAUACAUUCUGAUCACCAGUAAACUAUACAUUCUGACCACCAGUAAACUAUACAUUUUGAUUACCAGAAAACUAUACAUUCUGAUCACCAGGAAAUUAUACAUUCUAAUCUAUACUGGUAAAAAAGUAAGACGGGAGUGCAAAACGUGAACUGAAAACCUCCAUCUGAAAAUCAGUAUGUCAUUAGCUGCUGUUACAACUACAAAAGGUGAAGUCUGCUCAAAGUUUUGUAGAAGUAAAUCUAAAUUAGAAAUGCACAUGCGCGUCCAUACUGGAGAGAGACCGUUCAAAUGCGGAAUGUGUUUAAAGGAUUUCUCUUCCAAAAGUAACAUUAAAACACAUAUGAAUAUUCACACUGGUGUAAAACAAUUUGGAUGCGAUAUCUGUAAAAAAUCCUUUGAUUUCAGUUACAGGUUAAAGCAACAUUUGUUGAUUCAUACUGGUGAGAAACCUUUCAAAUGUGAUAUGUGCACAAAAUGUUUUACACAAAAUUCAUCUUUGAAAACUCACAAAAUGCUUCAUACUGGUGAGAAACCUUUCAAAUGUGAUAUGUGCACAAAAAGUUUUACAAAUGGUUCCAGUUUGAAAAGUCACAAAAUGCUUCAUACUGUUGAGAAACCUUUCAAAUGUGAUAUGUGCACAAAAUGUUUUACAACAACUAUAGACUUGAAACGCCAUAGUAUGCUUCAUACUGUUGAGAAACCUUUCAAAUGUGAUAUGUGCCCCAAAUUUUUUACAAAUGGUUCCAGUUUGAAAAGUCACAAAAUGCUUCAUACUGGUGAGAAACCUUUCAAAUGUGAUAUGUGCACAAAAUGUUUUACACAAAGUUCAUGUUUGAAAUUUCACAAAAUGCUUCAUACUGGUGAGAAACCUUUCAAAUGUGAUAUGUGCACAAAAUGUUUUAGACAAAGUUCCCGUUUGAAAUCUCACAAAAUGCUUCAUACUGGUGAGAAACCUUUUAAAUGUAAUGUGUGCACAAAAUGUUUUACAGGCAAACAAACCUUAAAAAAACACAUGUUUAUUCAUACUGGUGAGAAACCUUUCAAAUGUGAUAUGUGCACAAAAUGUUUUAUAAAUGGUUCCAGUUUGAAAAGUCACAAAAUGCAUCAUACUGGUGAGAAACCUUUCACAUGUGAUAUGUGCACAAAAUGUUUUACAAAUGGUUUCUGUUUGAAAAGUCACAAAAUGUUUCAUACUGGUGAGAAACCUUUCAAAUGUGAUAUGUGCACAAAAUGUUUUACACAAAGUUCAGGUUUGAAAACUCACAAAAUGCUUCAUACUGGUGAGAAACCUUUCAAAUGUGAUAUGUGCACAAAAUGUUUUAGACAAAGUUCCCGUUUGAAAUCUCACAAAAUGCCCGUUUGA
This is a messenger RNA of Gigantopelta aegis, 1780 nucleotides long. Its product is annotated as zinc finger protein 708-like. Gene Ontology annotation, biological process: regulation of transcription by RNA polymerase II. The coding region runs from base 593 to 1780 and encodes 395 amino acids. Gene Ontology annotation, molecular function: DNA-binding transcription factor activity; RNA polymerase II cis-regulatory region sequence-specific DNA binding. The transcript has 2 exons. Lineage: Eukaryota; Metazoa; Mollusca; Gastropoda; Neomphalida; Peltospiridae. The record is from RefSeq and is a predicted model, not a curated record.